CACUUUUACUAAAUAUUCAAACAAAAAUUCCACAAUCAAAGUUCUCGCGCUGAUUCUUUCCUUCGCCUCCAUUUUUUACUUCGUACCAAAGCAAACACCGAGCCGAUCUCGGACCCGAUCCGACCCGAUCGGGAAAUGGGGUUCACGUCAUCAGCUUCGGCGAACAUGAUCGUGACGAACACGCCGGCGGCGGACCUAGCGCUGACCAACCUCGCCUACUGCUCGCACGCCGAUCUCCACGGCUUCGCCGUCCCCGGCACCAAGCUCUUCCUCGCUUCCAUCGGCGAUUCCUUCGUUCUCUCUGUUUCUGCUCAUGAAAGCAUACGCAGUGGCCAGAUUGCCCUAAAUGCGAUUCAGCGUCGGCAUGCUAGAGUUUCCUCUGGCGAUUCGAUAUCUGUUAGCAGAUUUAUUCCGCCUGAUAAUUUCGACCUGGCGUUGCUUACACUUGAGCUGGAGUUUGUGAAAAAGGGGAAUAAAAAUGAACAGGUUGAUGCUGUUCUUCUGGCUAACCAACUUAGAAAGAGAUUUAUCAACCAGGUCAUGACAACGGGGCAAAAAGUAUCGUUUGAAUAUCAUGGGAGCAACUAUAUCUUCACUGUCAAUCAAGCUGCUGUCGAGGACCAACAAAGCACUAAUGCUCCUGAAAGAGGGAUGAUUUCAAGUGAUACAUACUUUGUCUUUGCAACAUCAAAUGGGAGUGGAAUAAAGAUUGUCAAUCAGCGUGAAGCAGCCAGCAGCAACAUAUUCAGGCAAAAGGAGUUUAAUCUUCAAUCACUUGGUAUAGGUGGCCUAAGUGCAGAGUUUGCAGAUAUAUUUCGAAGAGCCUUUGCUUCUCGUGUUUUCCCUCCCCAUGUGACAAAUAAAUUGGGGAUUAAGCAUGUGAAGGGAAUGCUGCUUUUUGGGCCUCCUGGUACUGGAAAAACACUUAUGGCUCGUCAAAUUGGAAAAAUGUUGAAUGGGAGGGAACCAAAGAUUGUUAAUGGACCUGAAGUUUUGAGCAAAUUCGUUGGUGAAACUGAAAAGAAUGUUAGGGAUCUUUUUGCCGAUGCUGAGAAUGAUCAAAGAAGUCGGGGGGAUCAAAGUGAUUUGCAUGUAAUAAUUUUUGACGAAAUUGAUGCUAUUUGUAAGUCAAGAGGAUCGACUAGAGAUGGUACAGGAGUUCAUGAUAGUAUUGUAAACCAGCUUCUUACCAAGAUAGAUGGUGUGGAGUCUCUAAAUAAUGUUUUACUUAUUGGAAUGACCAAUAGAAAGGAUUUGCUUGAUGAAGCCCUUUUGAGACCAGGACGCUUGGAGGUUCAAAUUGAGAUAAGCCUUCCUGAUGAAAAUGGUCGCUUACAGAUUCUUCAAAUUCACACAAACAAGAUGAAAGAGAAUUCUUUUCUUGCUCCUGAUGUGAACAUUCAAGAGCUUGCUGCACGUACAAAAAACUAUAGCGGUGCUGAACUUGAAGGUGUUGUAAAAAGUGCAGUAUCUUAUGCUUUGAAUAGACAACUAAGUUUGGAUGAUCUUACCAAGCCAGUUGAUGAAGAGAGUAUUAAAGUUACUAUGGAUGAUUUUUUGAAUGCACUCCACGAAAUAAUUCCUGCAUUUGGAGCCUCCACUGAUGACCUUGAACGGUGCAGACUAAAUGGCAUGGUGGAUUGCGGUGAUCGACAUAACGACAUUUAUGGAAGUGCUAUGCUACUUGUGGAGCAAGUUAAAGUGAGUAAAGGAAGCCCGCUUAUUACCUGCCUCCUGGAAGGCCCGAGUGGAAGUGGAAAGAGCGCGCUAGCAGCUACUGUUGGCAUUGACAGUGAUUUUCCAUAUGUCAAGAUAGUCUCAGCAGAAACGAUGAUUGGUCUCCAUGAGAGCACUAAAUGCGCACAAAUUGUCAAGGUAUUUGAGGAUGCAUACAAGUCACCUUUGAGCAUCAUCAUUCUUGAUGGCAUUGAAAGGUUACUGGAGUAUGUUGCCAUUGGGCCUCGUUUUUCAAAUUUAGUUUCUCAGACUUUAAUGCUUCUGCUCAAGCGUCUACCUCCAAAGGGAAAAAAACUUCUGGUUAUAGGGACAACGAGUGAAGUCAGCUUCUUAGAUUCAAUUGGUAUUUGUGAUGCUUUCUCUGUCACUUACCAUGUUCCUACAUUGAAAACAGAGGAUGCAAAGAAGGUGCUACGACAGCUGAAUGUUUUUGCUGAUGAAGACAUCAAUGCAGCUGCAGAGGCCCUGAAUGAUAUGCCUAUCAAGAAGCUCUAUAUGUUGGUUGAGAUGGCAGCCCAGGGUGAGCGUGGUGGAGCUUCGGAGGCAAUAUACUCCGGCAAAGAGAAGAUGAAGAUGUCUCACUUUUAUGAUUGCCUUCAAGAUAUUGUCCGAUACUAGUUUCUGCAUGAUUAGUUCCUUUUUGAGAGCAUAUGUACUGUCAUCAAACUGAGAAAUGGGAAUACCUAUUUACUUAACAAAAAAAAAAAAAAAAACAAACAAACAAUUUCAUUGAUUGCCAUUUCAUUUUUUUUAUUUGUGGAGAUUGGUUGUAAAUAUAUAUAUAUUUUUUUUGUCCCCGAGUAUGAGGAUUGAGAACACAGCGGAAAUUUAUGAUCAUGAGUUGAGAAUC
Messenger RNA from Alnus glutinosa, 2587 nucleotides. Its product is annotated as vesicle-fusing ATPase-like. NCBI's taxonomy places the organism in Eukaryota, Viridiplantae, Streptophyta, Magnoliopsida, Fagales, Betulaceae. Gene Ontology annotation, biological process: Golgi to plasma membrane protein transport; intra-Golgi vesicle-mediated transport; SNARE complex disassembly. Gene Ontology annotation, cellular component: Golgi stack. The coding region runs from base 136 to 2355 and encodes 739 amino acids. The record is from RefSeq and is a predicted model, not a curated record. The transcript has 21 exons. Gene Ontology annotation, molecular function: ATP binding; ATP hydrolysis activity.